Messenger RNA from Xyrauchen texanus (razorback sucker), 3453 nucleotides. Its product is annotated as aldo-keto reductase family 1 member B1-like. Gene Ontology annotation, cellular component: cytosol. Lineage: Eukaryota; Metazoa; Chordata; Actinopteri; Cypriniformes; Catostomidae. The record is from RefSeq and is a predicted model, not a curated record. Gene Ontology annotation, molecular function: aldose reductase (NADPH) activity. The transcript is spliced from 10 exons. Bases 110 to 1060 code for a protein of 316 amino acids.
CAGUCGACGAUAAGGGUCAGGGGCAGCAGUGUGAACUCUUCGACCUCCUGCACUGUGAACAGGCGGCUGGUGUUGAACGUUUCUCUUGUAGAUAAAUCUCUCCUAAGCCAUGGCAACGUCUGUGAAGCUCAAUACCGGGGCAGAGAUGCCCAUCGUCGGUCUUGGCACGUGGAAGUCUCCUCCAGGUAAAGUGGCAGAGGCUGUCAAAGCAGCCAUUGCUGCAGGGUACAGACACAUUGAUGGGGCCUUUGUGUACCAGAAUGAAACAGAGGUCGGAGAGGGAAUUCAGGCCAUGAUUAAAGAUGGUGUGGUUAAGAGAGCGGAGCUGUUUGUGGUCAGCAAGCUCUGGUGCACCUUUCACGACAAGACUCUGGUGAAGUGUUCUUUUCUGAAGACUUUAAGUGACCUUAAGUUGGAUUACCUGGACCUUUACCUGGUUCACUGGCCAAUGGGCUUUAAGGCUGGGUCAGAGUUGUUCCCGUUGGACAGUGAAGGGUUAACCAUCAGUGAUGACACCAAUUUCUUGGACACCUGGGAGGCCAUGGAGGAGUUGGUGGAUGCUGGGUUGGUCAAGGCCAUUGGUAUCUCCAACUUCAAUCGAGAACAAAUUGAAGCAAUCCUGAAUAAACCAGGACUCAAGUACAAACCAGCUAACAAUCAGAUUGAAUGUCACCCCUACCUGACUCAGGAGAAGCUGAUUAGCUACUGUCAGUCCAAAGGCAUUACAGUUACUGCAUACAGUCCUCUGGGUUCUCCAGACAGACCAUGGGCUAAACCUGAAGAUCCCUCACUGCUUGAUGACCCAAACAUCAAAACAAUUGCAGAGAAACAUAAAAAGACCACUGCCCAGGUUCUCAUCCGCUUCCACAUUCAGAGAAAUGUGAUAGCAAUCCCAAAGUCUGUUACACCUCAGCGUAUUCAAGAGAACUUUCAAGUGUUUGAUUUUGAACUGAGUGAUGAGGAGAUUAAGACAAUUUUGGGUUUCAACAGGAACUUCAGAGUUUGUCCAAUGCAUUGGGGUGUGAAGCACAGAGACUACCCAUUUAAUGCAGAGUAUUAAAAGAUGACAUCUCAGAACAUGCUGUCUGGUGAAUAUGAAUGACUCUGUUCCUGGAAUUGUCUUACUUGUGUACUUGUGUAAAAGUUGUGUACUUGCAAAACAGAGUUGACUGUUUCUGAGAAAAUUGUAAAGCUUCCAGUUCAUCAUUGUUGGGCUUUGAAUUUUUGAAAUUUAAAGCAAGCCUUGUUAUAGCAACAGCCAUACCUUUGCCAAAUGAAUGCUCUUUCCCCACCAACCUCAAAUACAUUGCAUUCACAAAGUAUUCAGACCCCUUCAUUUUGUUAUGUUACAAUGCUUUAAAUAUUUUUUUCCACAUCAAUCUAUCCAUAUCCCAUAAUGACAAAGCAAAACAGGUUUUUGAUAACUUUGCAAAUAUAUUAAAGAAAAACCUGAAAUAUCUCAUUGACAUAAGUAUUCAGACCCUUUGCUAUGACACUUGGUGCAUCCCAUUUCUCUGGAUCAUCUUUGAGCUGUUUCUACCCUUUGAUUAGAGUCCAUCUGUGGCAAAUUCAAUUGACGGACAUGAUUUGGAAAGGCAAACACCUGUCUAAUAUAAGGUCUGACAGUUGAAAAUGCAUAUCAGAGCAAAAACCAAGCCAUGAGGUCAAAUGAACUGCCUGCAGAGCUCAGAGACAGGAUUGUGUCAAGAAACAGAUCUGGGGAAGGCUACAAAAAUAUUUGGCUGCAUUGAAGGUUCCCAAGAGCACAGUAGCCUCCAUAAUUAUUAAAUGGAAGAAGAUUGGAACAACUAGGACUCUUCCUAGAACUGGCUGGCCUGCCAAACUGCGCAAUCGUGGGAGAAGUGCCUUGAUAAUGGAACCCGAUGGUCACUCUGGUUGAGUUCUAGAGAUCAUGUAUGGCGAUGGGAGAAACAUGCAGAAGGACAACCAUCACUGCAACACUCCACCGAUCUGGGCUUUGUGGCAGAGUGGCCAGAUGAAAGCCUCUCCUCAGUGCAAGACACAAAAAAAGCACCUGAAGGACUCUCAGACUGUGAUAAACAAGAUUAUCUGGUCUGAUGAACGAAGAUUGAACUGUUUGGCCUCAAUUCCAAGCGUCUUGUCUGGAGUAAACCAGGCGCCGCUCAUCACCUGCGCAAUACCCUCCCAACGGUGAACCAUGGUGGUGGCAUCAUGCUGUAGGGAUGUUUUUCAGUGGCAGGGACUGGUCAGAGUUGAAGGAAAGCUGAGAGCAGCAAAAUACCGAGAUAUCCUUGAUGAAAACCUGGUCCAGAGUGCUCAGGACCUCAGACUGGGCCGAAGGUUCACCUUCCAACAAGUCAGUGACCCUAAGCACACAGCCAAGACAACGCAAGAGUGGUUUAGGGACAACUCUGUGAAUGUCUUUGAGUGGCCCAGCCAGAGCCCGGAUUUGAACCCAAUUGAACAUCUCUGGAGAGAUCUGAAAAUGGCUGUCCACCGACAGCCCCCACACAAAUCCAGGUGUGCAGUUUGUUACAUCAUACCCAAAACUACUUGAGGCUGUAAUCACCGCCAAAGGUGCUUCAACAAAGUACUGAAUUAAGUGUCUGAAUACUUGUCAAUGUGAUAUUUCAGUUUUUCCUUUUUAAUAAAUUAUAGUUAUAAAAACAGUUAUUUAAAAAAAAAAAUAAUUGUAUUAUGGGGUAUGGACUGGACUGUAGAAUUAAGAUUGAGGGGGAAAAUUUUGCCAUUUUGGCAUAAGGCUGCAACAUGACAAAAUGUGGAAAAAAUAUUAAGGGGUCUGAAUACUUUCAGAAUGCACUAUAUGGAAGUCUUAUUUGUUAGUAUUAAUAAAAAUGGAUAGCUGUUGCAGUUACACAAUAUGGUGUACACAUGGAAUCCUUAAAUGUCUUGCACCUGAAAAACAAAAACUAUUCCUAAUUAAGAAAUUCUUGAGAAAUGCAAGCAUUUGUAACUAGCAGAUUUAUUAGAAAGAUGUUACAGAUUUUGCCCAAUUGGUCAAAUAACAUGACCACAUGAAAAGUACAUGCUUUAUUAAGUUAUGAAUUGGUUUGGAGAAUAUUAUUUUUUAAAUAUUUGUUGAUUCGGUCCUUAUUUCAAUAAUGAUAUAAAAGCACUUCCAGUUUAUUUGUAAGAGCAGCUAUUUGAUGUGUAUUGCCUGAUGUAAUUAAUUGAAAUAAACAGCUUUCUGCUUUGUCUUUAACAACUUAUAUGACCGUUACUCAACAUUUAUACAAGUUUUUACCCUACAAUGGUUCAGUUGAAUAAAUGCUGAUAAUGUGGUUUAUCAGCUAUCACUCUCUUGCCAUAUCUGCCUUCAUAGACAGAUAGAUGGAUAAACAAUCUUUACUGACCCUCAAGGGGAAAUUCAGGAGUUGUAGUUGUAAUCACACUGCAGUUGGGAUGUAAGGAAAUUAUGUUCACUAAGGCUUUAGUAUUCUGCAUUCAAUG